Molecule: messenger RNA, 1899 nt
Organism: Octopus sinensis (East Asian common octopus)
Lineage: Eukaryota; Metazoa; Mollusca; Cephalopoda; Octopoda; Octopodidae
Product: potassium voltage-gated channel subfamily H member 7-like
Exons: 10
Coding region: 86-1813 (575 amino acids)
Biological process (GO): membrane repolarization during action potential; potassium ion transmembrane transport
Cellular component (GO): membrane
Molecular function (GO): inward rectifier potassium channel activity
Source: RefSeq, a predicted model, not a curated record
GGAAUCCAACAAACAAGAUAAAAGUGAUGAAGAGUCCCGAAGUUUAGUAGAACCGGAACCAAGCAAACGUCAACAGUCGACACAAAUGAAGUUCAUAAUCCUCCACUAUUCUCCGUUCAAAGCCGUUUGGGAUUGGAUAAUCCUGCUGCUAGUUCUGUACACAGCCGUGUUUACUCCCUAUUCAGCGGCCUUCCUUCUAAAUGAAGACGAAAUCCGAAUGAAGCUAAACAGGGAUGCUGCGACGCGCCUGAAAAACGCCGAGACAAGCAAGGCGGAUCCCCUGGUGAUAAUCGACCUCCUUGUUGACAUUAUGUUCAUAGCUGACAUUCUUAUUAACUUUCGAACUACAUUCCUUCAAAAUGGUGAAGUGGCCAGUGAUCCUCAGUUAAUUGCCAAACACUAUGUGAAAGGAUGGUUCCUUAUUGAUGCUAUUGCUGCCAUUCCUUUUGACUUGCUACUGUUUGGCUCAGGCACAAGUGAUACUAUGACUAUCACUGGUGUUCUUAAAACUGCCCGCCUUCUGCGACUUCUACGCGUACUUCGAAGAAUCGAACAGUUCGCAGAAUAUGGAGCUGCUGUUCUAUUACUCUUGAUGGUAUCUUUCACUCUUAUAGGCCAUUGGUUGGCCUGUAUUUUUUACGCCAUCGCAAACAUGGAACGGCCUCAUUUGAAAGCAAAGGUUGGUUGGCUAGACAACCUGGCCCAAACGUUAAAUGAGCCGUAUCUGCCAAACGACACCACUAGUGGGCCCAGCAUUCGGACCAAAUAUCUCACAGCACUCUAUUUCACCUUCACCAGUCUCACCAGCAUCGGGUUUGGAAACGUUGCACCCAAUACCAAUGCUGAGAAGAUAUUUUCCAUAUUUGCUAUGUUGCUGGGAUCAUUGCUGAGUGCCGCUAUAUUCGGUAAUGUGUCUUCAAUAAUGUUACGGCUCUAUCAAGGAACAGAAGAAUAUAAUGAAAAAACAGAAAGUAUCAAAGAAUUUAUCAACUUUCACCAUUUACCAAAAUCCUUGGCGAAUAGACUGCAAGAAUCAUUCCAACAUACCUGGUCAUAUACAAAUGGUAUAGAUAUGAUGAGUGUUUUAAAAGGCUUCCCUGAAUGUUUACAAGCGGAUAUUUGCCUGCACUUGAACAGAAAUCUUCUCAAUAAUGCAGCGGCCUUUAAAAACGCCAGCGAAGGUUGCCUACGUGUUUUAUCUAUGAAAUUCAGAUCGACGCAUGCCCCUCCGGGGGACACAUUAAUACACCCAGGUGAUAUACUACACUCCAUAUAUUUUAUUGCGUCGGGCUCUAUAGAAAUAUCUAAAGAUGAUAUAGUCAUGGCAAUUUUAGGUAAACACGAUAUUUUUGGUGGCGACAUUAGAGAUAAAGGACCAGAAGGAAAAGCUUUAUAUACAGUUCGUCCGCUUUCUUAUUGUGAUAUCAAUAAAAUCGAUAUUGCAGAACUUAAAGAAAUCCUUAGAACUUAUCCAGAAUUUGCAGGAGAUUUCUUAUUAAAAUUUCAGUUAACUUUUGAUUUAGAGAAGGGAACUUUGGCGCAAAUUAAAACGAAAGGAAAAGUCGAAGAUGAAACGUUACGCUUCAUAAGACAAAAGCGACCUCGACUACAAUGUAAACGUAGAAAUGAAAUUAACGAUGGGAAUUCUCGGAGGAAGAGUCUUUUAUCUGUCCAGUCGUGUUACGCCAUACAACCAAAGCAAAUACCAUCGAUUUACAUAAGAGGACGCACUGCAAGCCGUCAACGCCUAGUUCAAAACGUAACUCUAUCGCCGAUCGGCGACGACCAAGUGACUUUCAUGUCUAUCUGGUAGUGAUGACGAUGACGGAGUUGGAUUGUGGAGCUUUCCGCCGAGAAGGCUAGCCGGGAUAUGAUCGAUGCAUCGAGUGAACUGGACAC